GCGGGGGAGCGGCGAGGGUGUGACUGCUGGGCGGGGCCGCGUGCAAAACAAAAUCUGCCAUUGGUCCUGCUUCACGUAAGCCCCGCCCCGCUGUCCGCUGCCCACGAGGAAUGGGUUUUUAAGGGCGAUAGAACAAAUAUCUAUCUAUCUAUCUAUCUAUCUAUCUAUCUAUCUAUCUAUCUAUCUAUCUAUCUAUCUAUCUGUCUGUCUAUCUAUCUAUCUAUCUAUCUAUCUAUCUAUCUAUCUAUCUAUCUAUCUAUCUAUCUAUCUAUCUAUCUGUCUGUCUAUCUAUCUAUCUAUCUAUCUAUCUAUCUAUCAUGGGGACAAGGAAGGAUAGACAGGGGGAAAAUACACUUAAUGAAAAGACAAAGUUUUGAAGUACAUUAAAACGCGGUAGAGCCGUGCAGGUACACGCACAUGUAACGAUGAAAGUUAUCAUGCAGUCAUAUAUUGCUCUUUUUCCGGGAUUGGGGACUGUGUGAGCAGUUUGCAUGCCCUUUCCCUGUCCGGAUUCCUACCACAGUCCAAAAUCGUGUGCUUACGUUAAUUUUUAACAGUCCAGAAUAACAUUGCCGAAGCAGCUAAUAGAGUUUAUAUUUUAAUGAUUUAUACAGAUGAAUAUCUAACGGAACAGAAGUAUUCAGGCUACACACACAGACUGCUUAGAAACACAAACUUAUCGAAACUGCCUGUUUUUGGGGUUCUGUGUGUGUGGAGGAGGGGGGAGAUUUAACCCACAAUCCUGUAGGUGUGAGACCCACCGAUCAAUCCCAUUACUGGUUCAAGAAAAUUACAGUUUACUAGAUGCAGUGUCGUCAGUACAAGCAUGAGCAACACGCUUCAGUAACAUUUUAUGACAUUUUGGCUUUGGCAUAACAGGAGACUGCAGCACACGCGUCCGUCAUAAACCAUAUCCUUGGAGACUAUUUUGAAACUUGACUUGAACAUCUUUUCAUCAUCGGUUGCAGGGAAUAAUUUUGCUUAACACCAUGACGUUCAAAGUACACUUUGAGUAAUCGGAGCUGUCUGGGAUUUUCCUGCCCCAAACUCUUUCCGCAUUCCUGUUUACUGUGAGUUCCAGGUGAACUGUAUUCGCUUCAGACGCGCAGUAUUACUGUCCAAGGUGGGUAGAAAUCGCAGUCACGCAGUACGGGUUACCAUCAUGUCAGUAUCUUCUGUGGCUCCCAGGGUGGUUAUCAAAAGGAGAGAGCAAAUCACAGCGUUGCCGUUGUACUACUACGGAGAUUUGCAGAUGAAACGUGGAGGAGAACAGGAUUUUAAAAAUUUCUUCGCCGAGUUACGGGGUUGCACGAUCUUCCUCUACGCAGACUCGAAGCACGACUCGUACUCCGAGAAGGUGCACCUCCAGGACAUGAAGGCAAUUACUCUCCAUAAAGCGUCAAUGCGAAGCAGCUCAAUGAUCUACAUUCUGAGACUACAAAAUGAGGAAAUCCAUCUGAAGAUUGACAGUCAGGAGGCUGGCGAAGAGUGGAGGGGCUUUAUUACGACUGUGGCCUAUGGACCCGUGUCGUUCCAGCUCCAUAUUCCCCAGGACCUGCAGCUGCUUCCAGGUCAGAUGGUGAGGAUACAAAACGUCCUGGAGCAGGAGAUACAGAGGAUCGACUCGUUCCACGCCUCAGAGUUCAGUGACCCGCUGUCCUUCCCACAAACGAUUCCUGAUGAGGCUUACGAGGACGUGGUCGUCCAAAUGCCCCCCUGCUUUUGUACCGUCUCCCGCGAAGAGGCAGAGACGAUGCUGGAGGACCACCCAGAGUACGGCAGCGUCAUCCUGCGUCCGGCGACAGACGGUAUCAAUUACGCGGUCACCAUAAGGCAGCUAUUCGACAGGAACUCUGUGAUAAAACACUACAGGGUGUGCUCCCAGAACAGGAGCUUCGUGAUCGAGCUGAACAGCCCGGUUACAGUUUCCAACCUCGAUGACGUCGUGCAGUAUUUCUUAAAGGAAACCUCACACCGCCUGAAACCUUUCGUUCAGCCCCAGAAUUACGACAGUCUAAUCGUUCGGCCAUCUGAGAGGAUUAUUCUCCCAAGGAGUCCCUCAGCAGCGACCGCAUCGAAGGCCAGAGUCACGCCCACGGUCCAGAGUCCGACCCUGCUGGCCGCCCAGCCUUCAUCGCCGAGACGAUCUCCUGUCCUGAUACACACACCAGAGGAUGAAGCUGAUUAUAUCGUCCCAGACGUUAUGUAGAAAGGUGAAGGGAGGGGGGGCAUGAAAAGAGAAGGAUUAUUCCAUUUACGAACAUAAUACCCCAGGAAUCCAUCUGUCCAUCUAUCCCAGGCGACGUAGGGUCUAAGGCAGGGCAUUCCACACACACACACACACACACACGCACACACACACACACACACACACACACACACACACACACGCACACACACACGCACACACACACACGCACACGCACGCACACACACACACGCACGCACGCACGCACGCACGCACGCACACACGCACACACACACACACACACACACACACUGCUUCUGUCCCUCUCCUGUAAAUGCAGUUCAAUGUAGCCUGACUUACAAACACUCUCUAUGAUGGUAUGAAUAAGAACCUCUUUGUGAAGAAGGAGCAGUAGUAGGAUAAAGUUAGAGGAUAUGGUGGAUAAUCUCUCAGCACUCCGUACACUCUAUUAUGGUAAAAGCUUAGGCUCUUGAGCACAUUUUUAUCACGCAGUAAACGUAGGAGAUCCAUAUGCUGUAUGUUUUAGACUCUAUGAGUACAGUCUGCUUACACAAAUAUUAAGGUACGGUUGGCUGAUUUCAUCUGUGAACCACAUUCUGAAGCACGGCUACACCGAGGUGAUGGACUAUUCGAAUGAUUCUGAAGAUAAUGAAUAGCAAUCCAGAGAGCUGAGUGAUUAAUUGAGGAUUAAAUGUUGCGUUGACCCCUUUUCAUGGGUCUACAGAUACCUUUGUUAAGCCAGCUGGCCCUGCUUAGAACAAUCAGCUGGUUUAGGACCAAUAGGGCCAACUGUGCUGAUUCGUUAUUAUUUUAAUAAUGCAGGCGGCCCCCAGGUUAUGAAUGAGAUCUGCACAAUGAGUCCGCAUUUAAGUCAAAUUUGUAUUGAUGCAUAAUAAUACUAAUAAUAAUGCAGUAAUAAUAAAAUUAGCUACAUACCCCAGUAUGAACAUGGAAGCCACAGAAUGUUUUCACGAGCGAUACAAAGUAACACCUGCAUUCAUGAUGCUGUAACAUUGCAUUUAACCUGGGUUUUCAGUGUAAUUGGCUUUAUACCACCCUGUAAGUACGAGGUCCCUGUAUGUCAGAUGUUCUUAACCUGGGGGCCUCCUGUAAUGUUUUGGUUUGUUUAAAUCCGGCUGUAUGUUGGCUUUGAUUUGCCUGUUGUCAAUAAAUUAUAUAAUUUAUGUGAUGCUCCAAA
Brienomyrus brachyistius is the source of this 3407-nucleotide messenger RNA. RefSeq names its product signal-transducing adaptor protein 1-like. Gene Ontology annotation, molecular function: signaling adaptor activity; protein kinase binding. The transcript has 9 exons. The record is from RefSeq and is a predicted model, not a curated record. Lineage: Eukaryota; Metazoa; Chordata; Actinopteri; Osteoglossiformes; Mormyridae. The coding region runs from base 1163 to 2209 and encodes 348 amino acids. Gene Ontology annotation, biological process: cell surface receptor protein tyrosine kinase signaling pathway; positive regulation of B cell receptor signaling pathway.